AUAGUCGCGGUUGCGUUUUACGCUUGCUACCGCGAGAAUAAUUGAUGGCUAAUCGAGACCGUCAGGGUCAAUCGCCCCGCGACGAGCUCUCCCGAAGAGCGACCGUCCAACUUUCAGCGAGACAUCUCUGUCGCACGUUGCGUGGCGCCUCGAGAUAUUCCACGACGGAACAACUAACGACAGAAGAGCUCCUUCUGCCCAGCGAUCAUGAAAGUCAGCACGGUGUGCUUCUCCAUAAAAUUUGUGCUCCGCAUCUUCGGCGUCUGGCCGAACGCAUCGUGCGUCGUCCUACGCAGGUUGUUCUGGUCCGUGUUGCUGAUCGUCACGCAGGUCUUUCAGUACGCGUACUUUGUAGUGCACCUCCGCACGGACGAUCUACCGGACCUCAUGGACAGCCUCAGCUGCGCCCUGGCCUACACCCUGCUGCUCAUCAAACUGAUUAUCUUCUGGGUCAAUGAGCGAAAAUUCCACGAGGUCCUGACGAUGAUCGCCAGCGACUGGAAGGAGUGCGCAAACUAUCCGUUCGGCAUGCACGUAACCACCAGCACGGCCACGAUGUCGUAUCGCGUCUCGAACGCGAUAAUCGGCCUCCACAUGGUCGCCGUGCUGACCUAUAGCUUCGGCGUGCUGUUGUCCGACGUCGAGAACGCGGGCUUUAAUGCGUCCACCGUGCCUGCGCGACCGCUCAUCAUAAAGAUGGAACUGCCCUUCGACAGCAACAGCUCACCCGUCUACGAACUCGUGAUGGUCGUGCAAUUCUUCCAGCUGAUGUCAAACGCCUGCGCGAUCGACGUGCUGAACGCCUUGAUCUUGACGUUGAUACUUCACGUCGGCGGUCAGAUCGAUAUCUUGCGAGAGUGGUUAACGAACAUUUUCCCCAGCGGUGGUAUGUACGGCACGAGUGGAAUCACCAUAAAGACUAUCAUCGGGAAACACCAGAAAAUCAUCAUGUUCUCCGAGAGUGUCGAGAGUCUCUAUUCUUACAUCGCGCUCAUGCAAUUUGUAUCAAACACCUUGAUCAUUUGCUCCAUAGGCUUUGUCAUUGCCUCUUCGUUAGGCAAUCCGGACGUUUCCACGAUAUUGGUGAAGACCCUGCUGUUUUACAUCGUCAUGAACCUCGAGGCCUUCAUCUUCUGCUUCGCCGGGGAAUAUCUGAGCACUAAAGUCAGCAGCUUGAACAUCGCUGACGCGGCUUACGGGUCUCAUUGGUACGAUAUGCGUGUGAACGAGAGUCGGCCAAUAACGUUCCUGAUCCUGAGGUCCCAAAAGCGACUAACGAUUACGAUCGGAAAGAUCAUGGAUCUCUCAUUGGAACGUUUCGCUAGCAUUAUAAAGGCGUCGGCGUCCUACGUGUCGAUGCUGCUGGCCAUGUCCUGAGAGAGAGAAAGAAAGAAAGAGGAAGAUAAAGGGACACGGUUAGCAAUCACACUUAGUUGCGAAAAACGAGCGUCCAGAAGCGAGCGAUUAGUUGCGAGAAAGCCAUGAGCGAUUUUCGGUAACGAAUCGCGCUCUAGAUUGAGAGCCUCAUGUAAAUCUAGGAUCCGUCCUGACUACAAGACGACCGAUUCCACAUGUGUUACUUUUAGAUGUUAAUUAUUCAACUGUACGACUCUGUCGUGCUGGGGUGAAAUAUACGUCGUUGCGCAUGUU
Molecule: messenger RNA, 1650 nt
Organism: Harpegnathos saltator (Jerdon's jumping ant)
Lineage: Eukaryota; Metazoa; Arthropoda; Insecta; Hymenoptera; Formicidae
Product: odorant receptor 4-like
Exons: 6
Coding region: 208-1377 (389 amino acids)
Biological process (GO): sensory perception of smell; detection of chemical stimulus involved in sensory perception of smell
Cellular component (GO): plasma membrane
Molecular function (GO): olfactory receptor activity; odorant binding
Source: RefSeq, a predicted model, not a curated record